AUGAGUGACAAUGCCACGUACCGAGACGAGGAGUUAUCGUCGAGCUAUCUGGAAAUUGGCCAGUCUAUGAGAAGCGCUGCUAUUUUGGUCUUGCUCGCGCCCGUCGUAUCAGCCUUGCUCUGGUAUGGAGUCCAGUACUCCUCAUCACCGCUCAAGAGGUACCCUGGACCGUUCUUAGGAGCAUGGACCAACUUCUACCGCAUGUACUAUGCGUACACGGGCAAGAUGCACCUCGUCAGUAAGAAGCUGCACGAGCAGUACGGCCCCGUCGUUCGUAUGGGCCCCAACUACCUCGACGUCGACUACUCCUCCCUCAUCAAGACCUGCUUCGACGUGCAGGGCGUGUGGCAAAAGACGGAGUGGCAUGCCGUCAGUGGCGCCAUGGUCGACGGCAAACUGUUCUUCAAUAUCUUCUCCGAGGUGCGUGCUGCCGAGCAUGCCAGGAUCAAGAAGCCCAUCGCCAAGUACUUUUCCGCAGCCGGCGUGGCUCAGUUCGAACCGCACGUGGAUGCCGUGCUGGCGUCCUUGGUGCGAGUUUUCGACGAGCGCUUUGCGGCCGAGGAUGGAUACGGCGAAGCAUUCGACUUUAGCUCCUGGAUGAAUUACUAUGCUUGGGACGCUGUGGCCAAGACUACGUGGAGUCAACGAGUUGGGUACCUCGAAAAGGGGCAUGAUUUCGACGGAUCCCUCCGCACGUCGGAAAAGGCCAUGGACUACCUCGUCACAGUGGGUAUGAACCCAAAGCUCGACAAGCUGUUUGACAAGAAUCCUGUGUAUCGCAUCGGCCCUCCCACCUUUGGUGCGAUCACCAACCUGGGCCUGGGCCAUCUCAUGGGUCGCAUGAAGGGCGAGGACAAGCAUGAUCCCGCCAAGCCGGACUUUCUCGACUGCUACCUGGAAGCGCAGCAGAAGCAUCCCGAGAUUGUCGAUGUGUAUCGGAUUCUCUCAUACAUGCUUGUCAACAUUGCCGCUGGGGCGGACACGACAGCGUGCAGCCUCCGUUCCGUAUUCUACCUGAUGCUGAAGCACCCCCAGGUUUACAAGCGCUUGGAGAAGGAGAUUCUGAAUGCAAGCUUCUCGACGCUUCCCACGCCCUAUGCAGAAGCACGACAGCUACCAUAUCUCGAGGCGGUGAGCCGCGAGUGUUUCCGCUGCCUGCCAGGCAACUGCAUGCCGCAAGAGCGCUAUGUGCCUGAGGGGGGGUUGACGCUCCCAGACGGGUCCUUUGUGCCCCGGGGCACAGCCGUUGGCUUCAACGCAUACGUGCUGCACCGCAACAAGGAAGUCUGGGGCCCCGACGCGGAGGAAUUCAGGCCUGAGAGGUGGCUUCAAGGUGACGCCGAGUCCGACGACGCAUUCGCGCAGCGCAUGCAGAGGCUGAACAAUGCGGAUCUGUCGUUUGGCGCGGGCUCGAGGAAAUGCAUGGGGAUGAACCUGGGCAGGUUGGAGGUCUGCAAGACGGUCGCGACGAUGAUACGCAUCUUCGAGUUUGAGCUUGCAGAUGCGGACAAGGAGUGGUCGAUCCACAACAGUAUCUUCCCACGACAAUCAGGCGUGGAACUGAGACUGAAGCGGAGAGACGAUAUGAGAAGAGUCAUCGCGGACCUGGACGCGACAUAUUGA
Messenger RNA from Emericellopsis cladophorae, 1623 nucleotides. RefSeq lists its product as uncharacterized. The coding region runs from base 1 to 1623 and encodes 540 amino acids. NCBI's taxonomy places the organism in Eukaryota, Fungi, Ascomycota, Sordariomycetes, Hypocreales, Bionectriaceae. The record is from RefSeq and is a predicted model, not a curated record. The transcript has 4 exons. Gene Ontology annotation, molecular function: heme binding; oxidoreductase activity, acting on paired donors, with incorporation or reduction of molecular oxygen; monooxygenase activity.